AUGCCAAUUCGAACAUAUUUAUAUAAUCGAUUUAAUGAUAAAAAAUUUCGGCUCAAUGGUAUCAAGCCAUCAACUCGAAUGCCAUCCAAAGAAAAUUUACGACAGUUUUUUUCUGAUCAUGUCUUAUAUAGUACUGAUCAACUUCCACCAAAAGUUGAUCUUCGACCUGAUAUGACACCUGUCGAAGAUCAAUCAAGAAUUGGUAGUUGUUCAGCAAAUUCACUUGCGGGAGCUUAUGAAUAUUUGUUAAAAAAAGUGAAUGGUUCAAAUAUUGAUAUGAGUCGUUUAUUUAUUUAUUAUAAUGGACGUACUAAAAAAUCAACUGCAGUAACUGAUAAAGGUUGUUCAAUGACAGAUGCUAUUGAAGCAUUAGAAGAAUUUGGUACUUGUUUUGAAUCAGUUUGGCCUUAUGAUAUAACAUCUGUUAAUGUUCGACCUAAUGAUCAAGCUUAUGAACAAGCUAAAGAUCAUCAAAUAACUGAAGCACUUAAAAUAAAUAUUAAUUUAGAUGAAAUGAAAUCAUGUCUUGCACAAGGUUUUCCAUUUGCAUUUGGUUUACGAUUAUAUAAAUCAUUUGAUAAAGCAUCUAAAACAGGUGUUGUACCAAUACCAAAUGAAGAUGAACAAAGUCGAACUGAACAUGGAAGACAUGCAUUAUUAGCUGUUGGUUAUAGUGAUCAAUCAAGAGCAUUUAUUGUUAGAAAUUCAUGGGGAGAAGAUUGGGGUGAUAAAGGAUAUUGUUAUAUUCCAUAUGAUUAUAUGACAAAUUCAAAUUUCUGUUUUGAUGCAUGGACUAUUCGUCAAGUUGAAAAUGAUGAUAUAUGUCAUGAACAUUGGGAUAAUGAUGAUUCUAUUGAUUAUCAAUCGAAAACAGGAGAAAAUGAUGAUGAUAAUGAUGAUGAUCAUGAAAUUCAAGAUAUUGAAGAAGAUGAUGGAGAUGAUGAUGAUGAUGAUUAA
This is a messenger RNA of Rotaria sordida, 957 nucleotides long. NCBI's taxonomy places the organism in Eukaryota, Metazoa, Rotifera, Eurotatoria, Philodinida, Philodinidae. The record is from the annotation of a GenBank genome assembly.